AACGCAGUCGUUCCCCGAACGCGGCGGGCAGAGCCAUGAAAGACUCACGGGCCAGAAUCGUUCUGUAGUACAAGAUGGCGUUUAUUUAACGUCUCUGUCUGAGACGUGGACAACUCAGAUUUCCGUGUAAGUGCAAGUCGGGGACUGUAGUGCUGCCUUGGCGGGAUCGUCAGUCCGAAUUUGAAUGCCUUCAAGCACUGCAUGAAAAGGGUCAACAUUCACCGGGUCACCCGAGCACGUAUGCCAGUGUGGUAAAAGAGGAAGGUACGUUGCAGGCAGGUUGGUAGCUACCUCAUGGUAGGCAAGGUAAGGCAGGCACGAGGUGAGGCCGGUCACACAACCGUCCCUUCCUUCCUUCCAUCCCAAGUGACAGACCGCCAACCACCCACUGCCCGUUGAAAGUUGGCAGUGCGACAUUUCUCCCCUUCGCUGAUUCACUUUGGAGGAAUUCCGUUUUGUUACCUACUCCAAAGUUUCUCAACGUCGCUCAUUUAUCACACCUCCAUUUUGCCUCAUCCUUCGCCAUUACCAUCACCAUCGUCAUCGCAACCACUGUUUCGAUGGUGGCACACAACUCAUCGACCCAUUGACUGUGUCAAAGAUAUUCUUUGCUUAUCACGAUACCGGUUGAUUUGUUCGAGGAGGAAAAUAGUCAACCGCCAUCAUGGGCGGCUUCAUUCCCGCGAGAGCGGCGAAGGUGUGCCCGAUCGGUUCAGACCACUACACCUGCUCUGGCUUCGAGGGUUGCUGCGAGGUGAACCCUUGUGAGACUACCAGAUGCCCAGACGAGUACAACCCUUACUUGACUGCGACUGAGCUUCAGGCCCAGAAGACCAUUGCAUCUGUCGCCGCGCCGGUCUUGGUCUCUCCCACCUCAUCCUCGUCGAAGGCGUCCUCCACUACCACUGACAAGAAGGUCCAGGCUUCGACCUCCUCUGACAAUCCGACUACCACCUUCAGCUCGCCCGAGCCGACUGCAACCGGAGGUAUUUGGCUCACUGACGAUCGUGGUUCCCCAGCUUCUACCAUCGCCUCCGAUGAUUCCACUGGAACUCCGUUCUUCGUUUCUCCCCACACUUACACCCCAACGGUCCCUGUCGAGACCCAGGCCAUCGACGCUUCUGCUCCUGCCCUGGCGGUCAAGUCUGAUCAACAUGACCUCCCGGUCGCUGCGCAGGCUGGCAUCGCCGUCUCUGCUUUGGUGGUAAUCUGUAUGGUCAUCGCCGCCUACUUUCUGUGCACCAAGCAGAGAAAGAAGCUCAGAGCUUCUCGAGAGUCCAUCAGCUCCAUUGGCAAAGACGGACGCAAGCACAGCUCAGAGGACGAGACCAGCCAGCCGGCCAUGACUACCGAUCCGUUCUGUCCUGAGGAGGUCUUUUCCCCCUAUGGAAGACGCUACGAAGAGCCUCAAACUCGCUUCAACCGAGUCAAUAAUAUGAGUGUCAGUCGCAUGAUGAAUCACCCGGUCAGUCCCGACACCCGCGAUUCGAUGUCUAUACGGAUGCCGCCGCCGCCGAUUCCUUCUCCUGCGAUGUCAACUGGCACUUUCAGAGCUACCACAGCCAGCCCCGACUUCUUGUCUCGCACCACAACGGCAAAUCCCGACGUGGGCUAUCGCACGGCCAAUUCCACUCCCGACUUCACGUCCCGCAUGACAACCCCGGACUAUGUGUCUCGGCUGGGUACUGCCACCCCUGAGCUCCAUGGCCCCCCUCAGCAAGCAGCCAUUGCUGAAUUGGCUUCUCCUGGUCUGCCAAAGGUUGUCGAGAUCCACAGCAGUCGUAGCGGCUUGCAGAAGUACAAAGCGUACCGCCCCGACGGUGGCUCACUCUACCCUGUGGCGGAGACCACUCCCAGCUACCUCACCGGUACCCUGAACGCCACGGAACAUGAGCGUUCUGAGGGCAGAUACGUGACUAGUUGGUCAAAGUGGGAUCCUGCUGCCUGA
This is a messenger RNA of Colletotrichum scovillei, 1948 nucleotides long. RefSeq lists its product as uncharacterized. The coding region runs from base 665 to 1948 and encodes 427 amino acids. Lineage: Eukaryota; Fungi; Ascomycota; Sordariomycetes; Glomerellales; Glomerellaceae. The record is from RefSeq and is a predicted model, not a curated record. The transcript has 2 exons.